Thalassophryne amazonica is the source of this 2487-nucleotide messenger RNA. RefSeq lists its product as uncharacterized. NCBI's taxonomy places the organism in Eukaryota, Metazoa, Chordata, Actinopteri, Batrachoidiformes, Batrachoididae. The record is from RefSeq and is a predicted model, not a curated record. The transcript is spliced from 2 exons. Bases 77 to 472 code for a protein of 131 amino acids.
UAACAACUUUUGAAAACACACCUGACCUCUGUGAAAUCUUCUCCUUGAUCCUGAUCACUGUAAAAACUGGACAACAAUGAAGCACAAAUCACUUUCAUUAAGACUUUUUGACAGAAAUGCAGCAUUACCAGUUGAGUCUCUGAGCGUACGAGCAGCAAAGUACCGACAACACGAGGACGCUGUGGAUCAGCCGGCAGACAGACCAAGAGAGAUGCACUACCGAGAAAUUCAUUUUGCCUUCCAGCUGGAUGGAUACGAGCCGCUGACAGAGGAUGAAGAGGUGAAAGAAGACAAAAAGAAAAGGAAGAAAGAAAAGUACAAAAAAGUCAAAAAGAAUGUGGGCAAGGUGUUGCGCUCCAGCUGGAAGUGUUUCAUGCUUGGCAUGUACAAUUUUGCCUUCACCUACUCGACUCCAAUCACAGUGGCGGCGGCGUUCAUCCCCGACUAUCAUGUCAAUGGAAGCAGAGGCUGAUUCGAGCCACGUGGAUCGGCCCAGCUGACUGACAGUCCACAGCCUAGUAACCUACAGAGACAGAACUUAGACUUUUCAUGUUUGUCACGUUGGUCACUGGAAAUUGUUUGAGUAACUGCUCCACAUGAGUGACAAUUGAGACGUUUUGAGCCUCAACCAAUAGAGUCAGGCUCUGUGGAAGAAGUAGGGUGUGGUUUUCCAUACUGUGAGAAGUUUUGACUCACUGGGUGCAGUGCUGAGAAAUAUUGGUUUCUCCAUAUGCAAAAGAUAGGGAACCAAACCCUACUUUUUCUGGGUCAAAGAGCGUUUUUAAACUGUCAAACAGUUACAGAUCCUCUUGUUGUCUUUUUGCAGUCUUGUUUUUGCUGCCAACUUUAAGUAUGUUCUUGUUCGAUGACUAAAUCAUAGUGGUUCUUGGUUCAAUCAUGAUGAAUUAUCUUUGAUAGUAAUAACCAGUGUUGGGAGUAAGUAGUUACAUAAUUAAAUGACAAAUGUUUUGUAAUCAGAUACAGUUAAUGAGAAAAAAAUGAAACUACAAUUUUGUGCUAAAAUAUUGGUGAUUACAAAGUGAUUAAUGUUGCAUAUAAUUUAAAAAACAUUUAAAUAAUAAUAGUGAUAUAGCCUUUAUUGUCAUUGUACAUGUACAGUAAAAUUUGUCCUCUGCAUUUAACCCAUCUUAAUUACAGUUAGACACAAUCCAGCCUACGCAGACACGGGGAGAACAUGCAAACUCCACACAGACAGGGUGGGAAGCGAGCCCACAACCUUCUUGCUGUGAGACGACAGUGCUAACCACUAAUCCACCGUGCCGCCAAUCCUUACUCAGUACUCAUUAGGCCUAUGUUGCUUUAUAGCUUUGUGUUGCAGGUGUGUCAUGUUCCUGAAAACGUGGAUCACUAAAAGCUGAUCAGUCAAAUCUGAUAAUUUUUUUUUUAUUGAAUGCCCCCCCCCCCCCCCCCCCCCAAGAUUCUGUCUGCUGAGCAGCCUUUGUCUGCAUUUCCAAUUUACCAGCUUUUAUUACAUUUUGUGACUUUUUGAUGUGUCCUAGCAACUACAAAUCCUGUCUUGUGACAAAUAUGGCAACGUUUAUCAUACUGUAACCAGUACAAUCUGUAACAGUGGGAAUGUCUGGAAUGAAACAGAAGAGAUGAACACUGGGAGAUGCAGGGGAGGAGCACAUGGGCUUGGCAGGAUUUUGAGACUUGUUUGUGUCAUUCCCAUUUUAUGUGCAUGUAUACAUAUCCGGGGGGGGGGGGAGAUCUAACUUUUUCAAUCAAGGUUUGGCAGUCAUCAUUGUUAAGAAGUCUACAGUACCAGGUGUAAAUUUAUAUUUUUAAGAUUUUGCAGCUUUGUUAGAAACAUAAAGGGAAUAAGUUACAUUACUCUGAUUAAGUAAUUAAAAUGGUUACAUCACUUAAUAUAUUUUACACAGUAAUAACCUGUAAUCUAUCAUGUUUCAGAACUAGCCUUCCUUGGAUCAUUAUUCCGAAGGUCCCCAAAGAAGGCCAGUUAGCCAGAAAAGUGUUCCAAAUAGCAGCGACUCCUUUCUGUUCUCUAUUCUUCCUCGGAAGUUGAAGGUUUCUCCUCGACAUGUCCUCAUUCAGCUUCUGGCCUGACAGAGGGGACGCCGGGCGUCCGCCUGCACGCUCCUCUGCCUCUCAGGGGCUUCUCAGUCGGGCAUUACGCCAUCUCCACAUCCAGCCUGAUGGCCCUUUGGCAUAUUGAAUAGUCACCCUUUUGCUGAUUUCUACCAAACUUGCUCUCCAAGUAUCAAAAACUUGAUUUGGACCAAAUGUAACACAUGCAUAGGUGGAUUCCAGAACUGCCCUGGCAAGGUCAGCCGUGUAGGUCAGGUGGUACUUAAGGCCGGGUUGAGAACUGCUGCUGUAGCAGAUUAUUAUAAUUUUGUGUCGUGAUUGCAAGUUGAAGUCAGUUUUUAUGUAAGAUGGCUCUGAUCGAAUGUAGAGAGUUUGGCAGGCUGUAAGUGUAGUUUUGGCGUGUGAAUAAAUGUACAC